This is a messenger RNA of Ostrinia furnacalis (Asian corn borer), 957 nucleotides long. Its product is annotated as ubiquitin-conjugating enzyme E2 W. NCBI's taxonomy places the organism in Eukaryota, Metazoa, Arthropoda, Insecta, Lepidoptera, Crambidae. The transcript has 6 exons. The coding region runs from base 85 to 549 and encodes 154 amino acids. The record is from RefSeq and is a predicted model, not a curated record.
CAUUUUGUUUUAGUGGAAAGUUCUGCAAGGAGUGGAGCUUAACUUUUGUAAUUUGGUAACACCAAACGUCUAAAUUGGAUUACAAUGGCGGCUAUGUCCCCGUCUGAGCGGAGAUUACAAAAAGAACUCAUGUCCCUGAUGAGGGAACCGCCGCCAGGAGUCACCGUGGAUGGAGAUCAGGCUAGUCAAAAUCUAACACUGUGGACAGUUCACAUGGAAGGUGUCCCAGGCACUUUGUAUGAAGGAGAAAAAUUUGUAUUGCAGUUCAAAUUCACAAACAAAUACCCGUUCGACUCUCCCGAGGUGACGUUCAUAGGCAACAACAUCCCAGUGCAUCCGCACGUCUACUCCAACGGCCACAUUUGCUUGUCCAUCCUCACUGACGACUGGUCGCCCGCGCUCUCCGUGCAGUCCGUCUGUCUUUCCAUUGUGUCUAUGCUCAGUAGCUGUAAGGAGAAGAAACGGCCUCCAGACAAUUCCCUUUAUGUUAAGACAUGCAACAAAAAUCCUAAGAAAACAAAAUGGUGGUAUCAUGAUGACUCCGUGUAACCCCACCCCGCGUCGCUGUAUCGAGCAUGGACGAUAAAAUCUCAGUAUGUGAUAAGUGUUAUAACUGUGCGGUGUGCUAUAACGGUGUGUACAUACGGGCGUGAGUGCUUCGUCGGCUGGCUGGCUCUCGCAGUGGGCUACCAAGUGCAGUGUCUUGUGUGGGCUGGAACAAACACCUUUACUUUGAGCUGAACGGAGAAAGAACUGCCAUAUGAAUUUAAAAGUGGAAGUAUGCUUUGGAAGCAAAAUCGUAAGACCUAAAAAAAGCGAUGGAAAUGCAAAUUAAGAAAUUAGGAAAGUGUGACACGGAUAUGGCUGAAGAAACCGACUUAAGGCAGGGUACUCACCUGCCAUGUAGCAUGUAUCGUAGCAUGUAACGUAACCAACCUUCAAGUGAGUACGGCUCGU